GCUGCUCCCUUUAUAUAUUCCAUUCCCCGACCUUCGACUGUUUCAUUUCGGCCGCCGAAGAGGGAACAGGGAUGAUUCCCGCAGAUUCAUUCCCCGACGAUCCCCUCCAGCUUCCUCUCUUCAACUCCAACUCCCCGUACCACCAGCCCCACUCCCAGCUCCAGAUGCCCGCCGCAAACAGCUACCUAGGGCGCAGUGCAUCCCUCGGGAGGAAGAAGGAUCCCUUCGCAUACAGGAGCGACGAUGUUGAGAGUGGCUUCGGAAACAUGGACAUCAUCGAUCCUGGACAGCAACAACCGCAGCAACCAGGCUGGGGAAGUUACGGUUAUGCGCAGGCUGGGUACAGAGAUUCAGUUGUUUCACCAAGAAGCGGUGGAUAUCAAAACAUGGUUAAUCAAUCCUCUAUGAAUCCACUUCCUGUCCCAUCCCACAACCUUUCGCGCCCGCCUCCAGCAGUGCCGGAGCACCCCUCGCCUACCACCAAAGCCGCGAACAACGCAUACAUUCCGGCACGUUCUUCCGAUCCCGGUCCUUCUGUCACAGACAGAUCCAAUUCGUACUCCCACUCUCCGGGAACCUCUGCCAUUGAUCCAUAUCACCCAGGCGCAGCCGGUGCAUCACAAUGGACAGAAUAUCGCCGACCGUCGAUAAAAAGCCGGAUGCCAUCAUCAAGCUCAUACGCUUCCAGGGGAAGUGACGGCUUGAGCCCGUUCAUAUCUCCUGGUACACUUGAUACUAAUGUAGGAGUGGGCAGUCCCGGUCACUCGCCGUUGCUCAACCCGAAUGACAUACCGCAUGCCGGGUGGUCAAGCCCCAGUAUGCCUCACAUCCAACCUCCUUCUCCGAGAAAUUAUGCACCUCAGUCCACUGCAACCAGACCUCAGGCGUCGCCUGUAGGUGGGCGUCCUCCUCCAACGUCGUCGCGACCGUUAAGUAUUGCUGCUUCUCAAACCCAGGGCCAAACUCUCUAUCCAGCCAGCCAGCCGACAACGCCUCAGUCUAGGUACGAUCCGAACAUGCCACCUCCUCAGACUAUACCAUCCCGUUCCGGUGCAGGGUCAGCGGUCGACAGGAGAAGCUCAAGUGCAGUUAGCAAGAGGGAAGAAGAGUUUAGAGAUAUCAGAGGAUUGGCUGACUUGCGGGCUGUGGUCAAUGCGCUUCCUAAUGGACGUCGAGCGGAUCCUGAUGCGCCAGGGAAAUACUUGAGCCCUCUUAAAUGCCUUACAUCAUCUCUUCCCGAAACCUACACCCUCUGCAACCCUUCCUUCCGUUAUGUCACGUCUGACAACCCUCGUCGUGUUCUUACGAAACCGAGUAAACCAGUGCAUAACGAUGGCGCGGAUAAUGAGGAUUGGGAUUACAUUCUGUAUGUGAACGAUGUACUUGGUGGGGAAGAUGGGAGGGAUCGGUACUUGAUUCUUGAUGUGUUGGGUCAGGGUACGUUUGGGCAGGUUGUCAAAUGCCAGAAUAUGAGGACGCACGAUUUGGUGGCGGUUAAAGUUGUCAAAAAUAAACCUGCUUAUUUGCAGCAGAGUAAGAUGGAGGUGGCGAUCCUUGAGCUACUGAACACUCAACACGACCCGCAAGAUCGACAUCACAUUCUCCGCAUGCACGAUUCGUUUACUCACAAGCACCACCUUUGCCUGGUGUUUGAAUGUCUCUCGUCGAAUCUGUACGAACUUAUCAAACAGAACCAAUUCAAGGGGUUAAGUACUCAAUUGGUCAAGGUGUUUACUCAGCAACUGUUGGAUUGUCUGUCAGUGUUGAAGGACGCGAGGUUGAUACACUGCGAUUUGAAACCGGAAAACAUUCUGCUUAAAUCGCUACAAUCGCCACAAAUUAAAGUAAUCGACUUUGGCUCAGCAUGCCAUGAAAUGCAAACCGUUUACACAUAUAUUCAAUCCCGAUUUUAUCGUUCGCCCGAAGUCCUGCUGGGUCUACCCUACUCGACCAGUAUCGAUAUGUGGUCUUUGGGAUGUAUUGUUGUAGAGUUGUUUUUAGGGUUGCCGCUGUUCCCUGGAACGAGCGAGUAUAAUCAAAUCAGUAGAAUCGUGGAUAUGCUUGGAAACCCACCAAGCCACCUUCUCGAAGUUGGUAAACAAACACACGAAUUCUUCAACAUCACUCCCGACGCCUAUGGUCGGAACACCUACAAGCUCAAACCCAUGCAGCAAUACUCUAUGGAACAUAGGACGGACGAGCAGCCGUCUAAACAAUAUUUCAAGCAGACCAAGUUGAAGGAUGUGAUCAUGGAAUAUCCUUAUGCGAAAAAAAGUGCCAAGCAGAGUGAUAUCGAUAAAGAAAUGGCAACGAGAAGAAGUUUUGUGGACUUUGCUGAGGGUUUGUUGAAUAUGGAUCCGAUCAAGAGGUGGUCUCCUCAGCAAGCAUUGAAGCACCCGUUCAUUACUGGCGAAAAAUGGACUGGUCCAUGGCAGCCUGACGCAACUACCACCGCCAAGAAACUCCCAGUGUCAUCAGCCGAAUCCUCUCCAUCCACUUCGACCCCUUCCAAAAAGUACGGCGGCCUUGUCCAAAGUCCUCCCUCUUCGCGAUCUCAACGUAUCUAUUCGGAUGCCGCGGCUUAUAAUCAGCAACUUGCGCAGCAUCAGUCAUAUACUGCUCAAGUGCAAGCACAGCAGAACGCUCAGAGAGCAGGGCCGUUCUCAUCUGGUUACGAUAUAGCGCAGGCGCAGGCCCCAGCACAUACACACGCUGCAGGCGGUGGUGGGGGAGGAUCAGGAUAUGGACACCAAAGAGUCGUCAGUCAACAGAUGCCUUCAACGGCAUCGCAUCAUCAUCAUGCGCAACAGAGACAGCCUUCGGGCCAAUGGGGUCAGCAGGUGGCUCCUCCAUCGUCUGCGGGUUACCAACAGCGUGGUCCAUCGGUCAACAAUUCUGGUUCGCACGCUUCCCUCCGCCAACCUCCCAGUAAUGUCCCCGUCAUCUCCAACCCUCCUCCCAACUCGUAUUACCCGGCUUCUCGUCAUCGUGCAAAUACGAUCAACCAAAUGGAUGCUAUCCCUCCUGCCCUCGCACGGCUGGUGCAUUUCGGUGCUCAAGAUCCGAACGGUUCUCGAAACUCGUUAACGCCAGUGUUGAACCGUGAUGAUGCGAUUAGGGAAUGGGAGAGGAGGCAGCAGGGUGGGCACAGUAAGCAGUCAUCAUUGCACAAUGCUUCUUACCCACAACUGGAAUAUCUGCAAGAGCAGGCAGAGCUAGCGGCGAUGCAGGGGCAGAAUUGGAUGAUGCCCGGGCCAUAUCCUCCGCACCAUGGGCGUGGACAUGUUCACCGAUCUUCACUUGGCGAACAAUCUCACGGCCAUGGGCACAGAACAAAUCCUUCAGGGCAAUACCAAAUGCAGCCUCACAUCGGUAUCUCCCCAUCGAACGAUUAUCGACCCCGACCCACAAGUGAGUACGACCCUCCAUCGUCUACUUCAUCCGCCAGAGGAUACGGUUUACCCACAUACCCUCCUCUUGCGGCGACGACGAGCCACCCCCCUGGCGGGAGUGUUAGCGGCGCAGUCGGGACUGGGCAGGGAGUGUUUGAUGCGUUUGAUGGACGCGACGGAGGAAUGGGAAUGUUAUAUACUCCUCUCCAGCCUAAUCAAGCUUACGGGUACCAAGGGCAUGCGGGGCAGCAUGGGCAGGGGCAUGCGACUCGAGCGAGUUAUUCGGGACCGUAUAGCUCGAGUAAUCCGUUUGCAAACCAACCCAACAGCCCAAGGUAUUAAGUGGGGUAUAAAUAAGUGAAUGAAGGAGUAGCGUGAGAGAUGCGGAGGGGAGGAAAAUGUAGAAUCAAGCAUUUAUUGACGGCGUACGAGAUAGUUUAAGAAAAAAGGUUCACUUGGCAUCGUCUAGUGAAUACCUGACGAAACAUGUUCCAGAUAUCUUUUUUUUUUACUUUUCCUUUUCUUUUUUUUUACGUCUGAUAGUAGUAACGAAACUGUGGAAUCUCACGAAAGAACGCUAGCUAGCCUAGUCGUCGCUACCUCAUAUAUGCAUGUGUUGAAGGAAA
Molecule: messenger RNA, 4018 nt
Organism: Cryptococcus deneoformans JEC21
Lineage: Eukaryota; Fungi; Basidiomycota; Tremellomycetes; Tremellales; Cryptococcaceae
Product: yeast yak1, putative
Exons: 7
Coding region: 72-3734 (1220 amino acids)
Biological process (GO): peptidyl-serine phosphorylation; peptidyl-threonine phosphorylation
Cellular component (GO): cytoplasm; nucleus
Molecular function (GO): protein serine/threonine kinase activity; ATP binding; protein tyrosine kinase activity
Source: RefSeq, a predicted model, not a curated record